UGAAUCGCCGAGACAGUAAACUUACAAGAGCGGUAGCGAUCAGCAGUAUUUCUUUCUAACAACAAGUUUUAAAAUAUUCUUAAUGCUGUGUGCAUACUAAAUUGUUGCAAUUUAUUUAAUGUAAUCAAAACACUCAAAAUGUUAUCGCGCUUUCUAACUAAAUGCGAUGCAAUGGUCGGGCGUUCGUUGAGUUCAGCGGCUUUUAGGGAAUAUGCAACAGCUGUGCAGCAAAAGCAGGAAAAUCAAGGAACUUUUACUUCGAAUAAUUGGGAAAAUGCGCGUCCAUAUUCUGAGUUACCAGGGCCAAGCAAAUAUGAAAUGUUUCGUGGAUUUUUACCAGGAGGUGUGUACCAUAAGAAAACAUUUAUUGAAGUAAUUAGAACCAUGACACGCAUAUAUGGCGAUAUCUAUCGAUUUCCUUCCGUGUUCGGCAGACCAGAAACGGUAAUGAGUUUUAAUCCAAAUGAUUAUCCAAUAAUAUUUCGAAACGAGGGUAUUUGGCCAGAACGACGCACUUUCGGAACCUUAUAUUAUCAUCGUAAGGUGCACAGAAAGGAUUUCUUUGAAGGCGUUGAAGGACUAUUGACCACAAGUGGCGAAGAAUGGGGAAAAAUACGUACCGCCGUUAAUCCAGUGCUAAUGCAACCCAAAAAUGCCAGACUCUAUUUAAAUACGUUACUAGAAGUCAAUGACGAAUUUCUCGAAAGAAUACGUUACAUACGCGAUCCUUUGACGCUCGAAGUGCCCGACGACUUUAUUGAUGAUAUUAAUCGUCUCACCUUAGAGGGCGUGGUGAGUAUUGCCCUCAAUACCCGUUUAGGCAUGAUACAUAAAAAUCGUGAUAGUCCGGAAAGUAAAACACUUUUGAAAGAAAUACGCAAUUUUUUCGCCUUGUCUGAAGAGAUAGAACUUAAGAUAUCCAUUUGGAAGAUAUUCAAAACACCGACGUUCCAUAAACUGAUGAAAACAUUGGAUACGCUUAUAGUACUGUGCAACAAAUAUAUCGAUGAGGCACUAAAACGAAUAGAUUCCGAUAGUGAGGGUAAAUUCACCUCAGAGGUGGGCAAGGAGAAGAGUGUUUUAGAGAAACUAUUGAAAAUUGAUCGCAAAAUCGCUGUUGUUAUGGCCAUGGAUAUGAUGAUGGCUGGCGUUGACACGACAAGCUCCACUUUAACGGGCAUAUUAUUUUGCAUCGCCAAAAAUCCGGACAAACAACAGAAACUAUUCGAGGAACUCAAAAGUAUUUUACCAAAUAAGGACUCCCGUUUGACAGUAGAGAAUAUGGCAAAUCUUCCAUAUCUGCGCGCUUGUAUUAAGGAAGGCAUGCGCUAUCAUCCUAUUAUUGUUGGCACAAAUCGUCGCUUGCCGAACGAUGUUGUGCUGAGCGGAUAUCGCAUACCGGCCGGUAUUGAUAUUUCGGUUGCUUCCAAUUUGCUCUUGCGCAAUGAGAAAUUUGUUGAAGAUCCAAAUAAAUAUAAACCAGAGCGUUGGCUGCGUAAUGACACAGAGGGUAAAAAAUAUCAACUCAACAAUCCGUUUCUAUUUCUUCCCUUCGGCUUCGGUCCACGCAGUUGUGUGGGCAAGCGCAUUGUGGAUCUUGAAUUAGAGGUCACUUUGGCGCGUUUGGUGCGCAAUUUCGCAAUUGAAUUCAAUUAUUCAACGGAAAAUGCUUUUACCCAGAAGUUAAUUUUCCUACCAGCUAUACCAUUGAAAUUCAGAUUCGCUGAAAGAAAGGAGUGAAGAUGCGAUGAUUGAUUGAAUCGUAUAUCGUAAGUACAGAAAAGUCAUUUAUAAACUCGUUUUGUCAAGCGUUUCACUAAGUAUUUUAUGUGUGAAAUAUGUUUGUAUUAGCAAAGAUAAUUAGAACUCAAUAUGUAAAAUAUGUAUGCCAAUAAAAUUUAUUU
This is a messenger RNA of Bactrocera dorsalis (oriental fruit fly), 1904 nucleotides long. Its product is annotated as probable cytochrome P450 12e1, mitochondrial. The coding region runs from base 139 to 1740 and encodes 533 amino acids. The record is from RefSeq and is a predicted model, not a curated record. Gene Ontology annotation, molecular function: heme binding; oxidoreductase activity, acting on paired donors, with incorporation or reduction of molecular oxygen; monooxygenase activity. Lineage: Eukaryota; Metazoa; Arthropoda; Insecta; Diptera; Tephritidae. The transcript has 6 exons.